GGGUGUGAGUGACAACUAACGACGACUCGUCGGCGCUCAGAAGCUCCAAAGUACCAUUGGCAUUAAAAUCGCUCAGAAGCCUUCAUUACGCUCACGCCUCUCGCUGAGAAAACCUCCCUUGCACUGUACGGGACUCGACUGGACGCCUAGCAGAAGCUUGGAAACGUGCUUGUGCAGCGACUAGAAGCAGAGCUCCUCGUGUUGUAUCCGAUGGAUCGCAGAUUAGUCUUGGCCGUGCUAUUGCUAGCAUUAUCUUCCAGCGUACAUGCAUGGAACUACGUCAAGAGCGGGGCAGACUGGACGGGAACGUGUCAAACAUCGCGCGCGCAAUCGCCCAUCAACAUCGAGCCGUCGACGGCGGUGAAGGGCAAGGACCUCCGCUUCCUCAACAUCAGCUACGCGCUCAGCAAGUCGCUCACCGUCUCUAACUUCGGAUUCACCGGAGGCGUGCAGCCACAAGCAGGCACGGAGAAUUUCAUGUACACAUCGACGGGCAAGUUCCGUCUGCUCGGCAUUCUCCUGCACGCCACGUCGGAGCACACCAUUCUCGGCGCGCCCGCGCCGCUCGAGGCGCACUUCGUGCACGAAAACGUCGCGAACCCCGCCAAGGGCGCCAUCAUUUCUGUCAUGAUCGUCAUUCAAAAGAACAACGUCCGCAACGCGUGGCUCGAUAAAUGGCUGCCGUACGUCCCUAAGACCGUCAACACGUCCGUGUCCGUGCCGGCGACGACCAACUUCAAGGAGGCGCUGAACGUGAAGUACGGCUUCUGGUACUACCGCGGGUCCACCACGUACCCGCCCUGCGCGCCCAACAUCGAGUGGUUCAUCCUCAAGCGCGGCCUCUACGCCUCCGUCGAACAGAUCGAGGGCUACAUGAACCAGCUCGCCGCGUCCAGCGGUCAGCGCACCAACAACCGUCUGCCCAGGCCACUCAACGGUCGUAGGGUCAUCUCGUAUGCCAAGCAGGGCAGAAAGAAACGGGUGUAGGGUGCUCUGAACUUCGCGUUUAGAAAAGAUUCCCGAAUCGCAGUUAGUCACCCUGUUUCCAAGUGGAAUAAAAAGGUUAAUUAUCUAGGCAAAUCUAUUCAGGUCUCCUAUUUUAUAGCUGUAUGAAUUGCACUAAUCUAGUAGUAAGGAUGUAUGACUAUGAAGUGUACCUAAUGCUAGCAUCUAAUGAGCCUCGAGCUUAGGCCCUGCAUGGCAAUGCAAUGUGCUUGGAGCCGUCUGGUAAGGGCGUGCUAGCGCGUUCGUAUACUAUUCACUUUGCAUAUC
Molecule: messenger RNA, 1272 nt
Organism: Closterium sp. NIES-67
Lineage: Eukaryota; Viridiplantae; Streptophyta; Zygnematophyceae; Desmidiales; Closteriaceae
Source: the annotation of a GenBank genome assembly